UCUUGCUUUAGGGCUGGGAAUUGUGGGAGGAGGGCCUAGGCCCUGCUGGAGACUCCACUUAGUGUCAGGACCCCAGGAAGCAGCCCUCCAUCUGGCCAUAGGGACACUGGGUUGUGGCAUUUCUCUAGCUGCUCCUCAGGGGGAAGAAGGGCCCCCUGGGGCCUAUAGGCUUUGCCCCUGACCCUGGGGGUGCCCAGCUCAGGCCUGCCCCAGUGGCCACAAGUCAGAGGGGCUGUAAAUUUUUAACUAGACACAUUGAUCAUUAACAGGGGGGUGGAAGGAGUCCAGGCUCAGCCUCCCUCUGGGGCACAGACCAGCUGGGCCUCAGGCCUCCCGCAGAGAUGCUAGGCCCUCGGGUCUGGUCUUCUGUGAGGCAGGGACUGAGCAGGGGCUUGUCCAGGAACAUGAGGGGCUGGGCCUCAGGGGCGGGGAAGAAGGUGGACAUCGCAGGCAUCUACCCUCCUGUGACCACCCCCUUCACUGCCACUGCAGAGGUGGACUAUGGGAAACUGGAGGAGAAUCUGCACAAACUGGGCACCUUCCCCUUCCGAGGCUUCGUGGUCCAGGGCUCCAGUGGCGAGUUCCCCUUCCUGACCAGUGGUGAGCGCCUGGAGGUGGUGAGCCGUGCGCGCCAGGCCAUGCCCAAGGACAAGCUCCUGAUAGCCGGCUCCGGCUGCGAGUCCACCCAAGCCACGGUGGAGAUGACGGUCAGCAUGGCCCAGAUCGGUGCUGAUGCUGCCCUGGUGGUGACCCCUUGUUACUAUCGUGGCCGUAUGAGCAGUGCGGCCCUCAUUCACCACUACACCAAGGUUGCCGAUCUCUCUCCAAUCCCUGUGGUGCUAUACAGUGUCCCAGCCAACACCGGGCUGGACCUGCCUGUGGAUGCGGUGGUCACACUUUCCCAGCACCCGAAUAUCGUGGGCAUGAAGGACAGCAGUGGGGAUGUGACCAGGAUCGGGCUGAUUGUCCACAAGACGAGGAAGAAGGAUUUCCAGGUGUUGGCUGGAUCGGCUGGCUUCCUGCUGGCCAGCUAUGCCUUGGGAGCUGUGGGGGGCGUGUGUGCCCUGGCCAACGUCCUGGGGGCUCAGUUGUGCCAACUGGAGCGACUCUACCUCACGGGGCAAUGGGAAGAUGCCCAGAAGCUUCAGCACCGCCUCAUUGAGCCAAACACUGCGGUGACCCGGAGCUUCGGGAUUCCAGGGCUGAAGAAAACCAUGGACUGGUUUGGCUACUACGGAGGCCCCUGCCGUGCCCCCUUGCAGGAGCUGAGCCCCGCCGAGGAGGAGGCACUGCACAUGGAUUUCACCAGCAAUGGCUGGCUCUGAGGGCAAGCAGGGGACACUCCUGGGCUGAGCCCAUCUCAGCCUCCUGCAGAGGGGGCAUGGGGGGCUUGGGGGUUACAGGCUUCUUUCCCUUCAGUCCUCGAGGUUGUCUUUCACCAGGCGCUUCCAGGCACAACUCCUAUUCUCAUAGCCCCGUGACUUAUCCCAUUUGGAUACUAAACUCUGAGUCUCUAGAGCCCUUCCUACUGGGAAGGAGCAAUUUCUUACCUGUAUCUCUCCUAUGGAUGCUUUCUGAUGCCCCAAGGCACAUGAACCAGGAGCCAGAGGGAAGAGCGG
Molecule: messenger RNA, 1619 nt
Organism: Galeopterus variegatus (Sunda flying lemur)
Lineage: Eukaryota; Metazoa; Chordata; Mammalia; Dermoptera; Cynocephalidae
Gene: HOGA1
Product: 4-hydroxy-2-oxoglutarate aldolase 1
Exons: 7
Coding region: 342-1325 (327 amino acids)
Biological process (GO): N-acetylneuraminate catabolic process
Molecular function (GO): N-acetylneuraminate lyase activity; 4-hydroxy-tetrahydrodipicolinate synthase activity
Source: RefSeq, a predicted model, not a curated record